Symbiodinium natans is the source of this 705-nucleotide messenger RNA. Lineage: Eukaryota; Dinophyceae; Suessiales; Symbiodiniaceae. The record is from the annotation of a GenBank genome assembly.
AUGGAGGCCGUAAACAACCUGCUGAGCAUGGUAGAAGGCGUCCAGAUCAACCAGGUCGAGUACUGCUUGUCGCGCUACUUGGAGCAAGGAAUGACUCUGGAAACGGCUGCAGGCCUCGCUUUCAACGACCUGGAGAGCACAGGACGACCGGCCGGUCAACAGAACACCCAGUCGGCGAUCCCAAGCACAGCGGCAGCAGCAGCUGGAGCAAGUGAGGAGAAUGCCGAGGAGGAGGAGGAGGAAAUGGAAUUUGCAGACCCUCCAGAUCUUCCUGAGCUGCAUCCGCAAGAGAGACGACCACCCAUCCCAGUGACACCGGAAGGAUGGAAGGCUUGCUGGUGCAGGGAGUCGAAGCAGUACUACUACUGGAACCGGAUCCGAAACACCACGCAGUGGGAAUGGCCAUUGGAGGGCGUGCCCGAUGACAUGUCCAUUGCCAUGGUCGACAAGAUGGUGCACGAGAUGACCAACGCUGCCGGCGUCACAGAGUUCAAGGCCAAGGUCAAGCUGAUGCUGACAGGCUUUGACAUGCAAGCGGCGAUGAGGCUCAUACAGGAAGAGCAGCAGCGGAUGCAACAGGUCUCUGUUCGAGGCAUUCUUGGGCUUCAAACUAUUUACAACUAUUUCCUUCUAAUUCGGUCGUGUUUGCGAGCGCUGGUGGAGGGAGCACCCAUUCCCCAGAACACCCAUGCCCAGGCACUGUGA